Messenger RNA from Paracoccidioides brasiliensis Pb18, 297 nucleotides. RefSeq lists its product as uncharacterized. Gene Ontology annotation, biological process: mRNA splicing, via spliceosome. Bases 1 to 297 code for a protein of 98 amino acids. Gene Ontology annotation, cellular component: U6 snRNP; precatalytic spliceosome; U4/U6 x U5 tri-snRNP complex. Gene Ontology annotation, molecular function: RNA binding. The transcript has 2 exons. The record is from RefSeq and is a predicted model, not a curated record.
AUGUCUCUCCAAUCCUACAUAAACAAAAAGGUCCUCAUCCUCACCGUAGACGGUCGCACACUAAUUGGCACCCUCCUUUCUACCGAUCAACUCACAAAUCUCGUCCUGUCACAGACAGUGGAGCGCAUAAUACGAACCCCCGAUGACCCAGAACCCAGCUCGCAGGUCGAACAUGGCCUGUAUCUGAUACGUGGCGAUAACGUCGUCAUCUGCGGAGAAGUCGAUGAGGAAAUCGACAGUGGCAUUGACUGGUCUAAGGUUAAGGGUGAAAUGGUCAAGAGCACGAAACAUAUCUAA